AUGGCAACGCCCCCGGCAAACGGGACGUCAUGUUUCGGCUCAUCCUUGACAAAGAAUGAUUGCGCGUUCCUGGAGACAACCAAGUAUGACCGAUGCAUCUGCGGUUAUGAUGACAAACAAUUCCUCAAUGACUAUGCCGAGUGCUUGGGCGAAACAGACCAAGUCGGUUUGCCAGGAGCUUACGAGCACAUGUCAACUGUGUGCGACAUAUUUCACAUGCCCAUCAAGAUGAGUCGAGAUGGUUUCUUCGAAGCCGCAGGUGUUGCGGAUCCGGACGCUGAAGGCAAGUUGGGAGGCAUUUCGACGGGCGCCAAGAUUGGCAUCGCCAUCGGCGCAAUGGUCGCCGCCGCCAUGGCCCUCGCCGGCCUGAUUAUUUUCUUCCGCUGUCGCAAGUCGAGACGAGAAAUGAAAAACUCGGUCGAGCCCAAGCGCUGGAGGUUUGAGGACAUGACCCCCCCAGCCGCAACCCAUUCGCGCAUGGUGCCGAUGCCGCCUCAGCCAUCAACACCGCCUCGACCCUUACCGGCGGAGCUUGUGGCAUCGAUUCCUCCGCCCCCAGGAUACACACCCAGCCCGGCCAGCGGCGUCGAUGCAGCGUCCCGGGCAGCCUCGUCACGAAGCCUCUCGGCGUGGGGAUAUAUGGAAUCGGCCAUGUCACCUUUGACCACGGCCGCCAGCCAGGCGCCUCCGUCGGGCGAGAAGACGACAUGGCCAUGUACCCCGAAUCGAUAUGAGUCGUACGAACUGGAAGAUACCGGUAUCGCAACGCCCGAGCCCGCGAUUGAGAGGAGAGCGGCAAAUUUCAUAUAG
Messenger RNA from Drechmeria coniospora, 810 nucleotides. RefSeq lists its product as uncharacterized. The transcript has a single exon. The record is from RefSeq and is a predicted model, not a curated record. NCBI's taxonomy places the organism in Eukaryota, Fungi, Ascomycota, Sordariomycetes, Hypocreales, Ophiocordycipitaceae. Bases 1 to 810 code for a protein of 269 amino acids.